This is a messenger RNA of Emericellopsis cladophorae, 3684 nucleotides long. Its product is annotated as F-box/WD repeat-containing protein-like protein. The record is from RefSeq and is a predicted model, not a curated record. Lineage: Eukaryota; Fungi; Ascomycota; Sordariomycetes; Hypocreales; Bionectriaceae. Gene Ontology annotation, cellular component: cytosol; proteasome regulatory particle, base subcomplex; nucleus. The transcript is spliced from 3 exons. Gene Ontology annotation, biological process: proteasome-mediated ubiquitin-dependent protein catabolic process. Gene Ontology annotation, molecular function: polyubiquitin modification-dependent protein binding. Bases 1 to 3684 code for a protein of 1227 amino acids.
AUGCAAUACGAGCCCCUCGCCAUAUCAGAACAGCACCCAGAACCCGGCAAAGCACUCGACUCGCCUCCUUCUUCCCAACAUGGCUCCCAUCAGCAAUGCGACUCAUCUCAUCGAGACCGUCUCGACGGUCACAGCGGAAGUGCCUCGCCGCACUCCGUGCGACGCGAUCACCACGAUGACCUCCCCGCGGGGUUUGACGCUGGAUAUCUCAACGAGCGAUUGCGUGGCCUAAGCCUUGAUCACCCGCUUGCAGAAAGCGCUGUACUCCCCGGAAAACGCAUUGCUGACUAUGAGAACGCGGUCACCCCCCCUACACCCAAGCAGGGCCUCGGAUUCAAAGUCAUCAAGCGCCGGAGUGACUCACAUACCGAAGGCAUCCACAUCGAAGACUUCCCUAAUGAGGUCUUGACGCACAUUCUGUCGCACCUCCAUCCUGAUUCCCAUGCUGCCGUGUCACUGGUGUCCAAACGCUUGUAUGCGCUCAUAACAACGCCACAUGCGUGGCGCAUGGCAUUCUUGCGAUACUUCCCUGCGCACACCUUACUCAACACGAAGAGUGGCAAGGCAAGCAGCGUCUGGUCAGAGUCGGUGACAGAUGUCGUCCGGUCCGAGACCCGCCACUUUACGCGCCUCACCCCCCUCGCUACCUGGAGGAGUGAAUACCUGUUCAGGACUAGGUUGAUACGGAGUCUUGAGCGAGGCAAACCGGGAAACGGCAUCGGAUCAUCAGGUCGCACAAGCCAGUCAGGCAAGAAGAACAAUGCCGUCUUGACCUACAACUCGAAGCUGCCUUGGCUGAUCACCAACAUCCACGCUGUUUUCAACAAUGGCAAGAAACCUCCUCGUGCUAUCCAGGGCGCAGCCGCUCUGGGAGUUGGCACCAUGAGUGACCCGACCAGCGGCAAAAUUGAGAAAUGGGGCCUCGAGGAUCCUUUUUCGAUCCUCCAGCUAGAUGAGAUUGCGCCCAACACCGUCCCCUACGGCUUAGGAGACGGCCCAGCUGCUGUGCCCAACGUCAUGGAUGUCAGUCAGCCUUACGGCCUCUUGGCUGGAGAGGGGUUCCCUGGCGGGCGUGCCUACUUUCGGGCUGUCAACGAGAAUCGAGGUCGCUACUUGGGCGCGGAGUCGAGCGUCACAGACGCAAACCCCGAUAUCCCCAAGAUUCCCGAAAUUUCGGAUGCUGUCUCUGCCGUGUGGCUGGCCAAAUCGUCUGCUGUCCCAGCAGCUACAUCUGCCAUGGUUGGCAUGUUGGUUGGCUCUACACUUGGCGUCAUCACUGCCUUCGCGCUCGGAUGGGACUCAUCAGGUCCUAGGCUCGCCAGUGGAGACAUGACUGCGACGUGGGUGCUGAGCCCCGGUGUGCCCAUCAUCUCCAUCAAGGUUGACGAUCAUUACAAUGCCAAGCGCAAGUCGAGCAACAGGGUAUGGGCAGUUGCACUCAACGCCCUGGGCGAAGUCUUCUAUAUGACGGAGACACCCGCCCACAACCUAAGCAACGUCAAGGGGGAGGAUGUGCGCAAGAAUGCCUGGUACGCUGGUCGCACAGCAUACUGGCAUUUGCUUGAAGCAACGCGGCGCGUGGCUCGACCGGACGAGCUGGACCAAAAUGUCCUUCGCGGCACCUACUCCCCUCGAUCACCUGCUGAUUUCAUGAAGCUGAAUCAGGAGCAGAUGACCGCAGAAGCCCGCGAGGUCGAGAAAUACCUGCAUUACACACCUUCCCAUUUCGUCAAGGUCUGCGAAGGCUGGGACAUGCGGCGCAGGUUGGAAGUGGACUUUGCCAACGACGAUGGAAAAGGGGCCGGUGAAGGCAUCUUCGUGUUCGACUGCGGCUUGGCAGAGGGUCGCCCUGCCUGUGUGUACCGGUAUCAGCGCACAUCUGCCCAGGGCCAGCAGGCAAUGCCUGGCGCGUCUUCUAGCCCGACGCCGCCUUCUCUAUUUGGCCGCGUCGAUGGGGAGGCAGUGGAUUCCACAUCGACCCCUGACGCCCAGAACCCCAAACCUCCCCCACCGACCCCCCUCAGCCCUGGCGAGACUUCUUCACCAAAACAACAUAAGUGGUGGUGCCAUGCGCUCAAGUUCAAGACGUCUCCUUCCACGGUCAUCACUGCCACUGCGUUGGACUGCUCCACCCAUGCUGUCACCAGACUGACAGAGGAUCCCCUUCAUAUGGCUGCCCAAGGCACUAGCAACGACGUUGAGAUCCCUGGCCGUCGUGCGCGCUUCCUCGUGCUGGGCACUGAGUCUGGUGCUGUCGUUGCCUGGAAUGGGAGAGAAAGGCCUAGUAGCUCUGAUCUACUUCCUGUUCGCACCAUCCAGACCGAAUCACCGCAAGUCUCCAGCGUCGCGGCCUCCUCCCUGUACAUUGUGCAUGGCGGAAGCGAUGGCCUUGUUCAAGCAUGGGAUCCCCUGGCUUCCAACACGGAGGUGGUCAGAACACUGAAUGCCAGAUCGAAUGGCCGCGUACCCCGGCACAUGGUCACUAUGAAUCCGGCAUUGUCGGCGGAGCAUUACUGUGCUGCUAGUGCCAUCUACCUCGAUCCGGACCCGACUGUUCUGCGUGGAAUCGUGUCGUUUGGCGCAUUCAUGCGCUACUGGUCCUACAGUUCGACCCCUCAUCAUCCCGGCCGCAAGCGUCGUCUCCGACACUCUGAUAUCCAUGGCCGAAUCGCCAGCCGUCGCCACGCCGGGACGAGCUCGAGGUACAUUGCUGCCGAAGAAGCCGAGCUGCGUCGGGAGAAUGAAGACCGAGAACGCGAAAAAGCGCGCCUACGCAGUCGCUUUGGCGUUGGCGCGUUGGGCGAUCUGACGGAAGAGGAGCAGCUGCUGUACGCGCAGAUGGUGUCUGAAGAGGCGUUUGCCGUGGAGGAGCGACGGCGCACGAGUGACUCUGCCGAAGCCAGUAUCGACACAGCCUCGUCCUGGAGCGAGACGACGGCGGAGGUAGUCACCCCUGAAGCCAGCGUUGCGGGGCCUUCCGCCUCAGCGCCCAUCGUCGAGGAAGAUUCGGACUAUGAGCAGCAGGUCCAGCAAGCGUUGCGUCUAUCGCUGAUGGAAGGCGUGAACGACGUGGCGGCACAGUCACCGCGUAGCCAGGGGCCUGGGGACUUUGAGUUUGCCGUCAAGUUCAGGCCCAUGGGUGGCAAGAAUCGCCAGUUUUCACGGUCUGGUUCCAAUGAGUCGCCUCCAGCGAGCCACACGCCCAGUAUGCCAUCUCUGGGCAAUUUGGCUCGGCCAUCGACGCAAGAAGAGGAGGACCUUGCCUUGGCUCUCAGUUUGAGCAUGGCUGAUCAGGAUCCCUCUUCCUCGGCAGCCAUUGAGAACGGCCAUGCUGAGGUCGAGGAAUUUCCGACAUUGAUGACCGAAGGGGUUGGCAAGGGCAAGGGGGUGAGCAGAUGCACCCGCGCCAUCACCUUCGUCAUCUUCAUCACCAUCUUCGCUGCUUCCCGUCGCCUUGGGCCUGCUCUCGCCCUCAAAAGUGGCGACUCCCUUGUCCGUCUCACGGCUACUUGUAGAGCGGUAGCCGCCGCGUGUGAGCCGGACAUCCUCACGCCGUCUUGUUCCACCGUGAGCACCUCGCCUCCCAUGGUGGUCGUGACAUCCGCAACGUCCACGCUGAGGGUUUUGCCGUUGAUGAAAAUGACAUUGUCAGAUGGCGAGGCCAUCCUUGCUGUCUUUGAUUGA